Geodia barretti is the source of this 2497-nucleotide messenger RNA. The record is from the annotation of a GenBank genome assembly. Lineage: Eukaryota; Metazoa; Porifera; Demospongiae; Tetractinellida; Geodiidae.
ACCAUAAAAGCUGAAAGCAGGAACCGUUUUUGCAAAACGAGUCUUUAUAGAAUCUAGUCGAGUGACAUCAUUACUGAGAAAGACAUUAUUACUGAGAAAGUGUAGCCAUGUCUCUAAAAGAGAUGGUGGUUUUGUGGCAGGCAGGCGUGGAGAACGCAGAGGCCGGGCGCUUCGAGGAGGCCGUCGACAACUUCACGGAGAUUCCAGAGCCCAGUGCUCGCAUCUUCUUCAACAUUGCAUCUGCCUUUCUCCGACAAGGCAACCUGGAAGACGCAGAGAGGAAUCUGGACCUCUGCGUGAAGAGGGACCCUCACAUGGCUCUUGGCUACUUCCAGAGAGGCUGCCUCUGUCUACAGAAACAGCGGUUUGUGGAUGCUCUGAAGGAUUUCGAACUGGCUCUCACGCAUCUUCGUGGGAAUCUUCUCAUUGACUACAAGCAGCUUGGACUGCAGUACAAACUCUACUCUUGUGAGGUUUUGUACAACAAGGCCUACGCUGAGCUCCAACUGGGGCGAAGGCAGCAGUGCGACGAACUGCUGGAGAACGGGAGGGAAACAGCCAGCGGUGUCUCUGAGAGCCGGCACAGGAUUAUCACCAGUGCCAUUGAGAGCCUCAAGACGGGAAAGACAUUCCUCCCCUACCGGCUUCCCAAGUCAUGCAUGUGGUUCCUCCCUCCCAGAAACAAGACCGACGUCAUCAAACCAGUCAAGUUUCUAAAGCCAGCCAAAGUUGUAUCAUCAAUUGUGGAUCAGGACGACUUUACAGGCUUUGUGGGUGCCCAGAACAAGCGAUCGAGGUCUCCAUCCCCCAACAGACUCUCCCCUCCCAGGUCCCGUUCCCGUGCCCCCAAACCCUCAUUCCCGCCACCCCCGGCGUCCGCGGGGUUGAAAAUCGAGGCUCGAGAAGCCAGUCUCCAGCAGCAGAACAAGGCUCAGCCGUUCAUUCUCCCUCGUCGGGAAUCCUCUUCCCUUCUCCAGGUCUCACAAUCUUUCUCGACCCCCACUAAGUCGAGGGUCCCCAUAGCCCCCAAAAACAGACCCCCCAAGCCGCAGACCCCGCCCCCUCCGACCAUGAUGAAUGGGGGAGGGCCCAGGUCUCUCCCGAGACGAAACUCCCCACCUUAUAUGAAUGGGAGAAAGGCACCGACGAGAGACGCCAAGUCAAGCGGCAUGGCUCCUCGGGCCAACCAGAUAUCCCCCAGUGCUUCUCCAGCUCGCUCCCCUACCCCCACUUCCCCUGAGACUACUAUAACUAUCAAGGUACACUACACGUCCACGAGAGCUGUGCGGGUGCUCUACUCGAUUCAGUUCAACCAGCUCAGUAAAAUAAUCUGCAGCAAGUUCGGGGCGCAGGACGGCACCCUCACUCUCUGGUUAGUCCCUUUUACGGUCACACAAGACAAACUCACAAUUACGGUGGGGAAUUUACACCUUAGCUGCACUGGGUAGUCAACAACUGACAACCAUAUCAAUGAGAUUCUUAGCAUUACUGAAGGGGGAAAGUGUUGUACAUGCGGGUUAGCACCUUUUCUAAAUACUCAAAUAUAGGCUACCUCUCCCGCCUAGUGGAUUUUGCAAUUUCAGACUGUUUUUAUGCAAACAUUUUCCGAAACUUCCCCGAGUGUCACGAAAAUGCAAAGCUACAUAAGUCGUGUUUAUUGCAGUCUGACGGUGUGUGUAUACGAUUUCAAAGUGUUUGUGUGUCUGUUUCUGUGAAGGUACAAGCCGGCAAGUGGAGAGCUCGAGCAGAUCACAAGCGAUGCAGUGCUCAGAACAGCCAUCGCAGACUUGGAGGACGGUUUCAGACUUACACUGUGGGCCUAUGAGAAAAGCGAGGCUCAGGCAACAGUAAUCAAGGAGGUGAUGGCAGUUGCCGACUACACGGCACAGUACGAGGACGAACUGACGUUCAGAGCGGGAGACAAGAUCAAGAUCACGCUAGAGAGUGAGUCAGACGCUCGCUCACAACCUCCCCCACCUCCACGUCCAGUCUUAAUGAGGACUCCCAGAAUCAUCGUCACCAUGAUGCAGUAGCUCUUAUUCUCCCCCAACUCUUGUCUAUCUGCAAAGUCUAACAAACAUAAGACGACAUUUUAGCUUGUGUAGCUCUUCCGUCCUGUUCACAGCAUUGUCCUCUGUCAAGAUUAUCUAACUUUCAGCAUUGUUGCCUGUCACAACUUUGUUUUCUGUAAAGUUUCAUCAGACAUGUAUAAUAUCAACCAUUAACCUCCCUCUCCCUCCCUCCCUCCCUCACUCACUCUCCUCUCUGCAGUCAACGCGGAUUGGUAUGAAGGCCAGUGUAACGGAAGCACAGGCAUUUUUCCUCGCUCCUUCAUCAAGGACGCAUAGCUGCCACCAUUAAUUUUAUUUUCUGCAUUAUCACUAUUAUUAUCAACAACCAGAAACGUAUGUCUCAGCCAGCUAUUUUUAUGUGUGGUCAUAAUGUUUUAACCUGUUGUAAAUAUGUACUGCUCUGUAUUAUAUGUAAAGUCACACAG